Anopheles coustani is the source of this 843-nucleotide messenger RNA. RefSeq names its product NADH dehydrogenase [ubiquinone] 1 alpha subcomplex subunit 8 (gene ND-19). The record is from RefSeq and is a predicted model, not a curated record. Gene Ontology annotation, biological process: mitochondrial electron transport, NADH to ubiquinone. NCBI's taxonomy places the organism in Eukaryota, Metazoa, Arthropoda, Insecta, Diptera, Culicidae. The coding region runs from base 133 to 660 and encodes 175 amino acids. The transcript is spliced from 4 exons.
UGCUUGACAGCUCGGUGUUUUGAAAAGAAAAUUUUCAUCUUUGGUCGUGGAGAACUGAUCUUUCUAUCUUUCGUUGUGCGAUUUCUAUUCGGUAGAUCGCACAGAAAGUGAAGCUCGUCCAGGGGCUCCGCCAUGGUUGUCACGAAGGAUACUUACCUUCCAUCGGAGGAAGAAAUUACCGUGCCGGAGAUUAACCUUUCCGGGCCAGCUCUUCGCGCCGGUGCUUUCCAUUUGGGCAAGUACUGUGAAGCCCAGAAUAAUGAAUUUAUGCUAUGUCGCCAAGAGCUGGACGACCCAAGGGCUUGCAUCAAUGAAGGUAAAGCAGUAACCAAUUGUGCGUUCGAGUUCUUCCGCAAAUUGAAGAAGACGUGUGCCCAGGAGUUCACGCAGUACGCCAACUGCCUGGACAAGAGCAGUGGUGAUUUGGAAUUCAAGCAUUGCCGCAAAACGCAGGGUGUUUACGAUAAGUGCGUCUUGGAUAAUCUUCAACUAGAACGUCCCGACUAUGGAUAUUUCUGUCGUGCAAAAGUUCACGCCACCGAGCGACCACCACCACCGAAGAAGGAGAAGGUUGUAUACCCGGAUGCUACUCCCGGCCUGCCGGAAGAUUAUCCCCGGGAGCCAGCAAAGUACGGCUCUCGCUUCCACUGGCUGAAUUAGGCGCUUGCAACAUUGUUCAAAGGGGUUGAGAGUGUCAUAUGCAAGACCGGGAGCGUGAAAUCGUAUCGUGUGUAGAUAUGCAUUGAUAUCUGUUAGUGAUUUGAAUAAUACUGUCAGAGGAUCAUGUUCAACGUAAAGAGGGUUUGUUUAGCUUCAGUAAAUCUUUAAAAACGAUUUCAUUCA